Oncorhynchus gorbuscha (pink salmon) is the source of this 2220-nucleotide messenger RNA. RefSeq names its product AP-1 complex subunit mu-1-like. Gene Ontology annotation, biological process: intracellular protein transport; vesicle-mediated transport. Lineage: Eukaryota; Metazoa; Chordata; Actinopteri; Salmoniformes; Salmonidae. The record is from RefSeq and is a predicted model, not a curated record. Gene Ontology annotation, cellular component: clathrin adaptor complex; clathrin-coated vesicle. Gene Ontology annotation, molecular function: clathrin-cargo adaptor activity. The transcript is spliced from 12 exons. Bases 110 to 1381 code for a protein of 423 amino acids.
UGGCGUGCAUUAGACAACAGCGCGUGAGAUGGGAGAUGCACUGAAUGAAAUGUUGUAAGGGAUAUUCAACGUCAAAUAUUUAUAUUUUUUGUGCUAUUAGUUUAUUAGGAUGUCGGCGUCUGCUAUAUUCAUCCUGGACCUUAAAGGAAAGGUGUUGAUCAGUCGUAACUACAUGGGAAACAUGGACAUGAAUGAGGUCGACCACUUCAUGCCCAUUAUGAUGAGGAUGGAGGAGGACGCAGACUCAUCACCACUGGUGACACACGGCUCCGCCCACUUCCUGUGGAUCAAACACAGAAACCUCUACUUGGUGGCAAUGACCAAGAAGAAUGCCAAUGCAGCCCUGGUCUACUCCUUCCUCUACAAAAUGGUGGAGGUGUUUAAGGAGUACUUUAAGGAGCUGGAGGAGGAGAGUAUCCGUGACAACUUUGUGACGGUGUAUGAGCUGAUGGACGAGGUCAUGGACUUUGGCUUCCCUCAGACCACAGACAGCAAGAUCCUGCAAGAGUACAUCACCCAACAGGGUCACAAACUGGAUGUGGGCGCCCCUCGCCCCCCCGCCACCGUCACCAACGCUGUGUCCUGGAGGUCGGAGGGCAUCAAGUACAGGAAGAACGAGGUGUUCAUGGACGUCAUCGAGUCCGUCAACCUACUGGUGAGUGCUACCGGCACUGUCCUGCGUAGUGAGAUCGUGGGCAGCAUCAAGCUCAAGGUGGUCCUGUCUGGGAUGCCUGAACUCAGACUGGGCCUCAAUGACAAAGUGCUCUUUGAAAUCACAGGACGAGAGAAAAGUAAGACGGUAGAGCUGGAGGAUGUCAAGUUCCAUCAAUGUGUCCGUCUGUCCCGUUUCGAGAACGACCGCACCAUCUCCUUCAUCCCCCCCGACGGAGAGUCCGAACUCAUGUCCUACCGCCUCAACACCACGGUGAAGCCUCUGAUAUGGAUUGAGAGUGUGAUUGAGAAGUUCUCCCACAGCCGAGUGGAGAUCAAGGUUAAGGCCAGGAGUCAGUUUAAGAGUCGCUCCACUGCCAACAAUGUGGCCAUCAUGGUACCUGUGCCCAGCGAUGCAGACUCGCCCAAAUUCAAGACGAGCACAGGCAGCUGCAAGUAUCUUCCCGAGAAGAGCGAGGUGCAGUGGAACAUCAAGUCCUUCCCUGGGGGGAAGGAGUACAUGAUGAGGGCUCACUUUGGUCUGCCUAGUGUGGAGAGUACUGAGCUGGAGGGGAGAAGGCCCAUCACUGUCAACUUUGAGAUCCCCUAUUUCACUGUAUCUGGUAUCCAGGUACGCUAUCUGAAGAUCAUUGAGAAAAGUGGCUAUGAGGCCUUACCAUGGGUACGCUAUAUAACACAGAGUGGAGAUUAUCAACUCCGGACAAACUAAGGGCGAGCCUGCUGCUAGACAAAUAGAUCGUCACUCUCUCCCUCUCUCUGGGAGUGAGGGACAACAGAGGACAAGGAAAGGGGAACAACUUUCACCACUGUCAAUUCUCAAAGGACCAUGUAGUCAUCUUGCAGACAUGAGGACCUUCAAGACUCAAUUUUCCUUCAGAACUCGACUGUUGUCACCUUCGACCUUUGCGACCUUUGCUGUGUUACAUCAUCUGGAGAAACAUGUUUUAUCUUUUUAGAAUAAUGAACCUAGUGGUUUUCUUACUGGUCACAUUGUAAACAUUUGUAUAGUUGUAUUUUCUUCUUAAAGCUGGAAGAAUUCAGGACAUUUAUGAUCUCUGAAGUGUGAACGUUGAAACCUGUGUACAGCACUGAUAUAAAAUGAUAUCUGGUUGGUGUGGAUGCUAGCGGUUAAUGUUAUCUUGGGGCCAGCUGUAAGCAUAUAAUCCCCACUGUGUCCAAUGAGAUGAACACCAAGAUAAUGAAUAGGCCUGCUUAAUAUCAGCAGCUGUGUUUUACCAUAUUGUUGUCACAGUUCCUAGACAUGUGCUUGUACUCAGCUGACGACCAGGAGGAAAAGGCUGAAGGAAAUCUCUGUGUGCAAAUUACAAUUAUGUAGUGUUUCUAACAGUCUUGUGAUACAGACACAUUUAACGCCUCGAGGAAAAGCCACGAUCAAAAUAAGUAAACCGAUAAUACAGGUGGUCCGAUAUGAAGAGAAUGUUGUUUAGAUAGAUACAGUGCCUUGCGAAAGUAUUCGGCCCACUUGAACUUUGCAACCUUUUGCCACAUUUCAGGCUUCAAACAUAAAUAUAUAAAACUGUAUUUUUU